CACAGCACUGCCUGCCCUACUACCCGUCCCCCCACUCCUCUCCUCUAGCACUGGUCGUCAUCUGAGUCCUCCUCCGUGCCGUCUCUGUCCUCGAUGACCACCGCUUUGGUGCUCUGCGCCGUGGAGCUGUCUCCCAGCGGAUGUAGGUGCAGCUUCCCUGAGCUUGUGAGUUCGUUGGUCAGGCGCCGGUCCAGACAGAGGUCGGUCCGCCAGUGCAGCUUGAGCACUCGCAGUAAGGCACGCAGCACGGCCUUGGUCUCCUCGGGGUUCUUGAUCCACACUGUUGUGGCACAACUCCUGCAUAGACGAAGACCCAACACACACAACAUCAUCAAAUCGGCCGCUGGCUCGGUGAGUUGUGUGUGUGUGUGUGCGUGUGCGUACCUCGUGGCUCUGUCAUUGCCCGUGUUCAGGAACUGGUCUCCCACAUGCAGGCACUCGUGUGGCUUGAGAUCGAGGUAGUGCUGCAGACCCAAGACGCCCACGAACUUGUUCCCGACAUCCACCCAGCUGUCAUUGCCUCCGUUGAAGGCACAAAACGGCACAGUCAGGCCUGACACACACUCCACACAGACACACGCCUAUGAACAUGUUUGCAGGCACGCGAGUGUGAGGGCUGACCGGCUUGUCUGAUGGCGUCUUUGAUGCGCAGCACUACUUCGUCCAGAAUCUCGCGGCGCAGGCCACCUGCACCCGAACCUUCCGGCACCAGAUGACGACCUGCAUCAAUCACAUCAGCGCACGGGAGGCCGACGUUUCUGGCUAUGUGGCUGCCUUGGAUCUCCGUACCUUCGUAUCCCCCAGGUACGAUGCCAACAGCCUUCUCCUUUCGGAUGAGCUUGACGCGCAACUUGAGGUCUUUCAUCGCAUCCUCCAUGGUGCUCUGAUAACAGACAGAAAAAGACACACGGCACUGCGGAGCUAGGUAUGCCUGGACCCCUCAUGGCUGUGCUGCCCGCGCGUGCCUGUGCUAGGUCCAGCAGAGUUUUGCACUGGGCUUCGUCGAAUCGGAAGCCCGGCUGGAGGGGCUUCCACUCGUCCUCAAACACAGGGCUCAAGUGGUAGUCAUCAGAGCCGUUGCACCUGACACAGACACCAGCAGCAGCAGCAGCAGCAGAACAACACGACACGGCACUCACCACAUGACGUGACACAUGCCAUCUAGCUAGCUGUCCACACACUCACCGGAACAGGAAGUUGCACUCGGCCCCGAGGACGAAGAACCUGGAUACGACGUGGGGCUUAAUCUUCUGCUGACGAAAGAAGUCCAGCAGACCUCUUAUCCGGCCUUCGUACUUCUCGUGGUCAUAACCGUAACCUACGCGUGACACUAUGAUCCACACAAUCACACAGAUGGCGUUGGUCAUUUGUGUGUGCUGUGCGAAGUGGACCUGCUGCAGUGACGAGGGCAAUGUUGACGUUGCUCUUGAGGAGCUGGGUGAGAAAGGAGGCCAGCUUCACUACACACACACACACAUACACACAUGGCCAUCAAGGUGAGAUGUGUGUGUGUGUGUAUGGGAGCUGAGCUUCGUGCCUUACUUACCGUCAUUGAAGAACUGUCCAUCCGAGUAGAGCGUCUCGUCGCCAUCAAAUGUGAUCAGACGCACACUGUCGCGCAGCGCCAACACCUACACGCGCCCGCGAGUGCAUACACACCACACACCAAGAGUGAGUGGAUGGGGCUGAAACGACUAUGCACUGCACUGCCUUGAUUUGUUUCGUGACUGACCUGCGCCACAUUCAGUAUGUGUCGGACCUCAUCAGUGGACGGGCCAACGAACUGGCGGGACGUCAUGCAGUACUUGCUGUCAUAGAUGUCAAACGCCUGCGCCCAUCCGCCCAUCCAUCCAUCCAUCCAUCCAUUUAUGCGCCCAUCGUGCAAACAGCGGACGCACCUUGACGAGGGGCAGUGGCGUGAAGAAGUCAGCUACGCCCCUGCACAGCUGGGCCAGCCUGGUUUGGGCCCUCUGGUCUUCAGGAGCGGCACGGUAGUCAUCUGACAACCAACAGUCAGACAGACGAGCACACAGCAAUGAAUGAACUGUUGAACCCACCGGCUUUGUCCGCGAUGAUUCAGUGACUCACCGAUGAGGUUUUGGAAGCACUGGAAUGUGUAUCUUGACUGCUGCGUCCGCUCAUCUUUGGUCGUAUUGAUGAGGAACACGUUAUGCAGCGCACCUCGAAUGGCCUCAACCAAGCUACUGCAGGCAGAAAGGCGGCGCACAGGCAGAGAAACACACCGGGGCUUCAAGUUCUUGACGUAUUGUUCGCUCCAUGUGUGCUGACUCACUCGGUUUGGAGUCCUCUGUCUGCGGUGUUGAUUGGGUCGGGGCCGGUAAGGGAAGGAAGAGAGGCACUGCUCACUGACAAAGCCAUGAGAUGAGAUCAAAACGAAAAAACUGCUGCU
Messenger RNA from Vitrella brassicaformis, 2410 nucleotides. The record is from the annotation of a GenBank genome assembly. Lineage: Eukaryota; Vitrellaceae.